AUGGAUCGUCGCGGCUCGUCGCAGCUCUUUCAUGUAGCAGUCUUGCUGCUCAUCACUGCCGCACCGUUCCCCGCCGUCUCUGGCCGGCGGAGAAUGCAAGACACAUCAGGUACAACGAAACUCGCGGAUUCCGGCACCGCGACCUCCGUCGACGCGACAGCUGGCGCGGCGGCAUCGGACCUCGCGGCGCUGGCGGUGGACGCGAAGACGACGCAGGAGAUUAAAGCCCUCGCGCCGCUGAUGGGCAGCGCGGACCUGGCGGGCGUCGAUAAGCCGCCCAAACGCGCGUCGUACUUAACUAAAGACUCGUUCGCGAAGGCGGUUCGCAUGUGGAUCGCGAAGGUGAAGAGGCGCGUGCAGGCGCUGCAGAAGCAGAUUCGGCAGGCGGGGGGAGGCGGUGGAAACGGGCGAGGAAUGAAAACGGGGAACAGCGCGCGCGGGAACACCACUGCUGUUGACAAAAGUCUGGGCUACACUCCCCCACCCAUCAUGGAUCCCGCCAAGCUGCCCAAUCUCAACACCGUCUCGCGCUACCUCACCGUGGGUCUCACGCUCGACCAAACCACCCAGAAGCUCACGUGGGAUUUCAAACGCAGUGUGGACCACCGGUCGCUGUAUUUGCCUGACGACAAUUUCGACCAGGGCAACUGUGGUUCCUGUUGGGCGUACGCAACAGCGCGGGCGAUUCAGGGAGCGUAUGCUCUCGACGCGGACACAGACUCGUUCCCCAACGGGACCCGGCUGUCGGUGCAGCAGCUGGUGGACUGCACUGGCGCUGCUGCCACGUGCCGGGGUGGGUACCCCGAGGGUGCCCUGCAGUAUGCUGUGAAGAACGGGCUGCAGGAUGAGGAGGGUUAUGCUUACACGGGGGUCAACGCCAAGUGCGGCGCCAAGAAGGACAUGCCCAAGUUCAACAUCAGCAUGUUCGAGCAGGUGCCGCUGCCGGGGCCGCUGGGGCUCAUUCUCGGGCUGCAGCAGCAGCCCGUUAUCGUCACCAUCCGCGCCUCCUCAGAGGACUUCAUAAACUAUGCGGGCGGCGUGUACCAGGGGUGGGGCUGCUACAACCCGCUGGGGUUCAUCUUUGAUAGCGGGAGCCCGGCUGCCACAGCUACAGCCACCAACAACACGGCCCUUCUAGACCACGUGAUGCUGGCCGUGGGGUAUAACUACGAGGCGCCCGGCAGCUGGAAUAACUACUUCAUUCUGAAAAACAGCUGGGGGCCGGACUGGGGCGAGGGCGGGUACAUGAAGAUUAGAAUGGAGAAUGGGCCGUUUGGCACGUGUGGCAUGCUGGUGAACCGCGGGCUGUACCCUGUUGUGAAAGUUCCCCAGACCACCGACCCCUGCAACACGUGCCCCUGUGGGGGCGGCACGUGUGUGGCGGAUGGGAGUGGCAACGGCAAGUACACGUGUCAGUGCACGGACCAGCUAGCACCCGCUGUCAACCGCGACGGCACACCCACCUGCACCGUCGUCGACGUGUGCAGUGUGCUCCCCAACAAUCCAUGUGUCGUGGGGCAGUGCAUCAACAGCGGUGACGGCGGCUACUCGUGCCUCUGCCCGCCCAACUACAAGCCCAGCGUUCUCGCCUCUGGCCAGACCACAUGCGUGCCUGAGAUGGGAACGAGCACAGCAACAGCGGUUCAGGGCACGUACACAGUGCAGGGGGGAGAGACAUGCAGCGCCAUCUACGGUUUCAUUGGCCUCACCCAGGAGCAGUUUCUACAGCAGAAUAAGAAAGUGGAUUGUGAGAAUCUCAAGGCGGGACAGGUGCUCAAUAUCUCCAUCCCCUCCUCUGCGCAAGUCUGCCGCGUUCGCUACUCUGUCACCCAGGCGGAUGCAGCAGCAAAGAGCUGUGAUCCCAUUAAUAAUCGCUUUGGCAUCGACGUAACGACCAUCAACCCCAGCCUCGACUGCUCAAGCCUCACGCCCAACCAGCAGAUCUGCAUUCAGGUUGGCGAUGCCGUGUCAGGAGCAGCGGACUACAACCUGUGCACGAGCUAUCUGCCGGUCAACGAGUGGACCACCUGUGCCAACGCUGUGGAUUGGUACCAAAUCUCGUGGCUCGACCUCUACCGCCUCAACCCCGGCAUCAACUGCGACACACUCACCGCACUCACCGCCUCUGAGAUCUGCAUAGCCGGCACGCCGUUGGGAGCGGUGGCGUGCGGUAAGGCGCGGUCGAAGACGGUGGCGAACCGGCGGUACACGGUGGGGGCGGGGGACAGCUGUGCGUCGCUGGUGGUGGUGCAGUUCCAGCGCCAGCCGCCGCUCGUGGGCGAACUCAACCGCGGCUGGAUGUGCCGCUCCCAGAGCCUCUUCCAAGGCAUGCCCCUCUGCAUCCCCUCCUAA
Messenger RNA from Closterium sp. Naga37s-1, 2352 nucleotides. The record is from the annotation of a GenBank genome assembly. NCBI's taxonomy places the organism in Eukaryota, Viridiplantae, Streptophyta, Zygnematophyceae, Desmidiales, Closteriaceae.